Molecule: messenger RNA, 924 nt
Organism: Lottia gigantea (owl limpet)
Lineage: Eukaryota; Metazoa; Mollusca; Gastropoda; Lottiidae
Exons: 3
Coding region: 1-924 (307 amino acids)
Source: RefSeq, a predicted model, not a curated record
AUGCGGAGUUGUAUGCAACCAGACUAUCGUAAACAGCCAAGAUGGUUUAAUAAUCAACUUGUCAGUCUCAAGAAAUCAAAAUGUGAAAUUCGGUUAAAUUCAUUCCGUAUCACAAAUAAUCAGUAUGACCUUGAUAGAUAUCUCGAAGCUGAAUUAGCAUUUCAGCUAGAAUGCUCUACGCAAAAAGACCUCUAUCACAAAUCAGUAUUAGAUGAACUGUGUAACGAAAAAGACACGGUUAAAUUCUGGACGAAUAUAAAAUACUUCCUUAAUGCGUCUUGUGAACAUAAACCCGCCAUUGAUAAUGAUGAAUGGUGCACUCACUUUACUAAUUUAUUGAAUCCCACUACAGACCAAAAUGAUGCCCAUGUUUCUAAUGUGAUCAAUAGUGCAGAGUGUGAAACAGAUGUAACGUUUUGUGACGAGCUCAACCGUGAUAUUACACAACAGGAAAUAUCAUGCGCUAUACCCAAACUGAAAAGUGGUAUGAAAACUAAAAACGCCAUUGCUAGAGCAGAAUGUGGAAGACUAGAGCUCUUCUUCAAUUAUGUUAUUAAACCGGUUAAAUAUUUUCUUACAAUUCAAAGUACGAGCGACAACCGAUUGCCAAAAUUGUGUUACCAGAUGUUAUACGAACACGAUUUACAUGAGACCCCUGCCACCAAUGAUCAAAACGAUAGGGUCAUCCCAUCUGCGGCUGCAUAUCCUAAUCCUAACCAUAUUCCGGUUCAAGCCAUGAGACCUGAUCAACAGUUACGUCCAAAUAACCUAGCAGUGAAUACUGGUCCUUCCUCAACAUCUACACCUGUAUCUAGGAUAACCGAUUUCUUUAAUAAUGAGCGAAUUAAUGUACCUAACCAUGCUUCAAGAGCUUUUCCUCAGAGAGUCAGCAAUGAUUCUUUGUCCCAACAACCUACAGAAUAG